UUUUACUAAAAUAAACUUUUGUAGGUCCUUUUCUAUUACUAGUAAAACUCAUCCAAAAAAGUGUACGUACUACUAAUAUUAGCCAAUUCUGGAGUACAUGUUUUUUUUGGCCCCAAAACCAAACCCCCAUCCCAUCGGAACAACCGGAAAAAGCAGUAGCAGAGUGAUUGUUGAUCAGCAGGAGAAUGGAUGUUGUAAUAAACCCCUUUAGGCUAUGCUCAGGGCUCAAAGUGCUGGGCUAUUUCAUGAUAUUCCUGGUGCUUUCCAUCAUUGCCCUCUCCUACUACGCCGUCGUUAUCCUCACCUGGGCUCCCCAUCUUCUCCGCGGUGGCUUCAACUCUUUCUUUUCCUUCUUUAUCGUCAUCCUCUUCCAUUAUCUGCUUAUUUUGUUAACGUGGAGCUAUAUGAUGGUAGUCUUUCGGGACCCUGGUUCUGUACCUGAUAACUGGCAAUUAGUAUCAGAAGAGGAUUUAGAAGAGGGUAACCCCACCUCAAUUUCUCACAAUUUAGGACCUCAAACUUCAGCCUCUGCAUUGUCAGACGGGACAGAAAUUAGACCAGCCAUACGCUACUGCAGUCAAUGCCAAAAUGGCAAGCCACCUCGAUGUCAUCAUUGCUCCAUUUGCCAAAGAUGCGUCCUUAAGAUGGAUCACCACUGCAUAUGGGUUGUCAAUUGUGUUGGGGCAAGGAACCACAAGUUCUUCCUCCUCUUUGUGUUCUAUACUUUUCUAGAAACAACGUUGAAUACUGUUGUGCUGCUGCCAAGUUUCGUGAAUUUUUUUGAGCAAACGAAGAAGCAUUCUCUAUCACCUGGCAAUCUUGCUGUCACCUUUUUGGCCUUUGUUUUGAACUUAGCUUUUGCACUGAGUCUUCUUUGUUUCGUUAUUAUGCACACAUCCCUUCUCUUGAGCAACACCACUUCAGUGGAGGUUUAUGAGAAGAAAAAAGCUGUACACUGGAAGUAUGAUCUAGGCCGCAAAAGGAACUUUGAACAGGUUUUUGGUACUAAAAAGAUGUUCUGGUUCUUCCCAUUAUUUUCCGAAGAGGACUUGAAGAAUAUUCCCGCACUUCAUGGUCUAGACUUCCCAAUUCAUUCAGAUACGGCUGUAUGAUUAUGAAACAGGAGCAGAGGAAUGGAAUAUUUUAAUUCCAUCCGGCCUCUACAAUAUCUUUCCUUUUUGGUUCUUACUCUCCUAGUAGAUCUUUCUGUAGACUGACCAAGAAGGAAGCUUGGUUUUAGAGAAGGAAGUUUGCGUUGACAUAUUGAAACUUGGGUGGUACUACUGUCUCCCUGGUGAAGGCCACGUCCGUUCCAGGCUUCUACUACCUAAUGUACUCCUCCUUCCUACUCUGUAAACCAACGCCCCCAGUUGGUAAAUAAUUGUAAUAGUACUAUGCCAAAAUGACGCUACCAGUCAGUACUCUUAUAAACAAACAGUACCAACUGAAUAUUCGACGGCAGUGCACAGGAAGAUGCCUGCCUUCCGGCCCGCGUUAAUCAGUACUUAGUAGUUGCUUAUUUUAUUGGAUUGGGUAGGUCUGUGCAAGUGCAGGAGAAGGAGAGCGGGCUGGCUGCCCACCUUCGGGUGGUGGAGAAAGGCAAAUCGUCGUAAAAAUGCUCAACAGUCUGCGUCCGGUACAGAAGCAGAAGCAGUUGAACUUGAACAAGCUACAAAAACUUCUUAUUGAAUAUUCGAAUAUUCAACUCAGUUACUUCUCGUAAAUAAAAAUGCCGCUGCUCCCUGAGUAAUCUCGAUUUGUUA
Coffea arabica (coffee) is the source of this 1763-nucleotide messenger RNA. Lineage: Eukaryota; Viridiplantae; Streptophyta; Magnoliopsida; Gentianales; Rubiaceae. The record is from RefSeq and is a predicted model, not a curated record.